Pararge aegeria (speckled wood butterfly) is the source of this 3033-nucleotide messenger RNA. RefSeq names its product tissue alpha-L-fucosidase (gene Fuca). The transcript is spliced from 7 exons. The coding region runs from base 115 to 1560 and encodes 481 amino acids. NCBI's taxonomy places the organism in Eukaryota, Metazoa, Arthropoda, Insecta, Lepidoptera, Nymphalidae. Gene Ontology annotation, molecular function: alpha-L-fucosidase activity. Gene Ontology annotation, biological process: fucose metabolic process; glycoside catabolic process. The record is from RefSeq and is a predicted model, not a curated record. Gene Ontology annotation, cellular component: lysosome.
GGCUCAGUCUCGGUUUACUUUUCUGUAAUCUGUGGUAUAAUAUUUAAUCUGCGGGUUUUUACUGGCGAGUGGCGGUCAAAUUAAAAUAAAUAUGAAAAUACUUCUCUGGUGACAAUGAGACUCUUGUUUCUUUUUUUCGUUAUUUACACGACUGACGCUAAAUUAAAUGUGGAUUACAAGGUAGUGGAAAGUAAUAUAGCUGAACAUGUGGGUAAACCCUAUGCUCCAGACUGGAAGGACUUGGAUACUCGCCCUUUACCAGAAUGGUACGAUAAGGCAAAAAUUGGUAUAUUCAUGCACUGGGGAGUUUAUUCUGUGCCGAGUUUCGGAUCUGAAUGGUUCUGGAGCAACUGGAAAUCUGGUGACAACAAGUCGAUAGAGUUUAUGAACAAAAACUAUCCUCCAGGGUUCACAUAUCAAGACUUUGCACCAAUGUUCACUGCAGAGUUCUUUGAUGCAGAUGCUUGGGCUUCAUUAUUUUAUAAAGCUGGAGCAAAGUAUAUCAUCCUAACAAGCAAACAUCAUGAUGGUUACACACUAUUCCCAUCAAGGCGCUCAUUUAGUUGGAAUGCAAUGGAAGUUGGACCAAAGCGUGACUUAGUCGGUGAAAUAGCGCAAGCUGUAAGAAAGAACAACUUAAAAUUCGGUGUUUACCAUUCUCUAUAUGAAUGGUUCAACCCCAUUUACUUAGAAGACAAAAAAAACUUAUAUCUAACUAAAAACUAUCCAAUGACAAAGUUGUGGCCUGAUCUUAAACAGAUUGUUCAUGAUUAUGAGCCCUCUGUGAUAUGGUCGGAUGGUGAUUGGGAAGCCUUUGAUGCAUAUUGGAAUUCAACCGAUUUGCUUGCUUGGUUGUACAAUGAGAGUCCAGUUAAAGAUGAAAUAGUUGUCAACGAUAGAUGGGGUAUUGGUAUCCCUUGCCAUCAUGGUGACUUUUAUAACUGUGCAGAUAGAUAUAAUCCUGGUAAACUGCAGAAUCAUAAAUGGGAGAACGCUUUCACGCUCGACUCAAAGUCGUGGGGCUAUAGAAGGAAUAUGGCAUUGCACGAAAUACUCUCCAUUGAUCAGUUGCUGAAAGAAGUGGUAUCAACUGUGAGCUGUGGAGGCAACGCUCUAAUAAAUAUAGGACCAACUAAGGAAGGCACAAUCGCGCCGAUAUUCCAAGAACGACUACUGACUCUUGGCCGCUGGCUGUUGAUAAACGGCGAAGCGAUAUACGGUUCUUCACCGUGGAUUCAUCAAAACGAUACAUACAACGCGAAUGUUUGGUACACGUGCACUAAACAAGAGUAUGACGCUGAACGCCCUACGUCGCGUCCUAAACCGUCUGACGUAAUAACAUCAGUGUACGCGGUAUUCCUCCACUGGCCGAGAGACAAUAUGCUGAAAUUGCGCGAUAUUGCGCCGUAUCUACACACGGGCACUUAUAAAGUCCAGUUGCUUGGCAAUGAAGGAACCUUGAACUGGAAGAUCUCCUCGGGUGUUGCCCUCAUACCGUUACCCGAUAAAGCUAUAGUCGAAUCGAAACACGCUUGGACACUGAAAUUUACACAAAAAUAAUUAACGGGCAAGGUACGUCACAAAUUCUUUCGCAAGUCCUUUUCACGGAAGAAAAUAAAAGGAAUUUUUUUAUGACAUUGGGGGGCGGUUAAUAGUGUAACCACGUACAAUUAUUAGAAUUUGUAUAUUAUAUGUACAGUUAUAUAGAGAUAUGAGGCGAUAAUUUGAUGUAAGGGCUGUCACUAUCUAUCAUUUAGUUUUGCAGGUAUUUCGAAGAAAUUAUAUCAUCGUUGUGGGCAUAGAAUAAAGAACAUACAGAACCCUCAUUCAGCCAUUAUUGCAUGAAGUGCAGUGUGCCCAAAAAAGUGACAACAUCCCGCGCACGUUUGUCUUCACACCCGCAGAAUAUUGCUACAUCACAAAAUGUUCUCAUUUUCCCUAUUUAAUGGUACACUUUUAGAGCAUUAGUAAAAUAAUUACUGUUUACUGUUAAAUUUAAGGAAGUAAUUAACCGCCAGUUCAAGAAACUCUACUACUAAGUUAGUUGCUUCAAUAUUUGUCAUGUACGCGGUUUCUGUAAUCUCUUAAUUCUGUGGCUGUGGAUCCGAAACUUUAUUAAAACAUGUCAAUCAAACACGAAGUUUUAAUACGUUAUAUAGUAGAAUUUAAUCGAUUUCGAGAUACCGUUGCUAAAUAAUUGAGUACGAUGCUUUAAGUAACGCUUAACAACAUAUAACAUUGUAGUAUCGUCCAUAGUGUUUGCGAGACUGCGUGUAAAGGUUCCUACACAGAUUUUUCGGUUCGAAUAUUUUUUUUAAGAUAAAUGUCUUAGGUACCAUCCGACAGUCAUGGAUCGAUUGAUGUGGUAGCUUUGACUGGUCUUUUACCGCGCAAAACAAAAAAUCGAAUCCAAAAUCUUUAGAUUACAGAUUUAAUCCAGUAAUAUUCUCCGUAUCUAUAGGAAAGAGUCUACCAUCUUAAGAUUUUGGAUUAGAUUAUUAAUUCCGGCCGAUAAAACACUGUAAAAUUCAGUUCCGAUUCGAUCGAUUGCGAUGUAGCAUCCAAAUUAUUGACAUCGGCUACCCGCACACACAUCAAUAUUAUUGUCAAUAAUCUCCAUAUAAUAAUAAUGGAUGUGUGUGACCGCGAGGUGUUUACAAGAAUUGAAGUGUUGAUAGUAUAUGAAAUAGUAUAUGAUUGUUAAUAUAUGAAUCAAUAUUUGUAAUGACAAUAAUGAUGACCGUGCGUUGGGAGCCAUUGUUUUAUAAGAUGUAGCAAAAACUGACAAUAGUUAAAGCCUUAUAUAAAUUUCUAAGAAAAAAUUGAAGAGAUUUUUCAAGAUUUAUUCAGCAAAAAACCUACAAUAUAAUCCUGUGUGAAUGUAGCCUUAGUCGUCCUUUUAAUGUUUCAAACUGAAAUCCUCAUCACUUCAACCGAUCGACGUCCACAGCUACGACACAGGUCUUUUGUAGAGAGUUCCAAAAUCCACGGUCCUGGGCCGCUUGUUUCCAGCGGCUCCCAGCGACUCGUUUG